AUGGCGAAGAUUCAGGCGCACAGCAACACGAAGCAAAUAAACCAAAUUCAAGACAAGCCGUAUGUGGUUCCACAAAAGCAAGUGCAACAACAGCACUUCCAGAAACUGAAGGUUGAAGAUGCUUUGUCAUACCUUGAUCAAGUUAAAAUACGAUUUGGGAAUGAUCCUGGAAUAUACAACAAGUUUCUCGACAUCAUGAAAGAGUUCAAAUCACAGAGCAUCGACACACCAGGGGUUAUAAACCGUGUGUCACAACUCUUUCAUGGGCACCCAGACCUGGUCUUGGGCUUCAAUGCUUUCCUGCCACCAGGUUAUCGGAUAGAAAUCCCUAAGAAUGGCAUGGUUUUCCUACAGUCUCCUCUCUCUACCCAGGUAUCCCAGCAGGGUAAGAACCUCACCAGCCCUGCAGUAACGACGACUUCUAGUAGUUCUUCUGCCACUCACAGCGAGGCGGGACCUGCCCAGAGUAGUGAAGUCAUGACAGCCCCAUCAGAGAACCUGUCUUCCCCGACUACUGCAGGACCACCAGAGCCCCCCAGUAGACUUUCCCUUCCUCUGACUGGCAGAGAGAACCAAAAUCAGGCCCCCUCCUCCUCUGUGUCCCCCCCUGCCUCAGAGCCCAGCCCUGUAGAGUUCGACAGUGCCAUCAGCUACGUAAACAAGAUCAAGAAUCGUUUCCUGGACCACCCAGAGAUCUAUAGAGCCUUCCUUGAGAUUCUGCAUACAUAUCAGAAGGAGCAACUAGAAGCGAAGGAGAGCCGAGGCAGCCGAGGCAGCAGUGGGAUGACAGAGGAUGAGGUGUUCUCCAAGGUGGCCAGUCUUUUUAAGGGACAGGAGGACCUGCUGGCUGAGUUUGGGCAGUUUUUGCCAGAUGCCAAGAGAUCACUGUUCACGGGGAGCUCUCUGACGGGGGGAAAGGAGCAGUUGAAGAGACCAGAGGAGGAAGACAUGAUGAGCAAACAAGGAAAGAAGAGGCCCAGGCCCAUGCUGCUGCCACACAUGACCCCGCUUCUCAAGAAAAAAAUGAAAUAUUCAUGUACCAAAGAUCAGUCCUUUGCUGCAGUUGGAAAACAUGGAGUCUUACGAGAGUUUACCUUCUUCGAUAAGGUUCGUCGGUUGUUCAAGAGCCAGGAAGUGUAUGAGAACUUCCUGCGCUGCAUUGCCUUGUUUAACCAGGAGGUGGUUUCAGGAGCUGAGCUGCUGCAGCUUGUCACUCCUUUCCUGGGGAAGUUUCCAGAACUUUACACUCAGUUCAAAUCAUUUCUGGGAGACAAAGAGCUCUCUCAUUCUGCAUCAGGGCUGUCAGAUCGCUACAUGGAGGGGGGAGGAGGCCGGGAAGUGGAUUAUGCCUCCUGCAAACGCCUGGGGUCUAGCUACAGAGCACUGCCCAAGACCUACCAGCAGCCUAAAUGCAGUGGACGGACUGCCAUCUGCAAGGAGGUGUUGAACGACACCUGGGUGUCAUUCCCCUCUUGGUCGGAGGAUUCUACCUUCGUCAGCUCCAAGAAGACUCCUUAUGAGGAGCAGCUGCACCGCUGUGAGGAUGAAAGGUUUGAGUUGGAUGUGGUCCUGGAGACGAACCUGGCCACCAUCCGGGUUCUAGAGAGUGUCCAGAAGAAGCUAUCCCGCCUCUCCCCUGAGGACCAGGAUAGAUUCCGAUUGGACGACUGCCUGGGCGGCACCUCCGAGGUGAUCCAGCGUCGUGCUGUUUACCGCAUCUAUGGUGACAAGGCACCCGAGAUAAUCGAGGGGCUGAAGAGGAGUCCUGCCACCGCUGUGCCUGUGGUUCUGAAAAGGUUGAAAGCCAAGGAGGAGGAGUGGAGAGAGGCUCAGCAGGGUUUCAAUAAGAUUUGGAGGGAGCAGUAUGAGAAGGCCUACCUCAAGUCCCUGGACCACCAAGGGGUCAACUUUAAACAGAAUGACAUGAAGGCCCUGCGUUCAAAGAGUCUCCUCAAUGAGAUCGAGAGCGUUUAUGAUGAGCGCCAGGAACAGAGCACUGAGGAGGGUGGUGUGGGCCAGCAGGGCCGUAACGGCUCUGGGUCAGCCUCAUCCAGCGAACCCCACAUGGUCUUCAGGUAUGAGGACAAGCAGAUCCUGGAGGACGCUGCUUCACUCAUCAUCUACCACGUCAAACGUCAGCCUGCCAUCCACAAGGAUGACAAGGACCACAUCAAGCGCAUCAUCCAGCACUUUGUCCCUGACCUUUUCUUCUCACGCCGCGGUGAGCUGAGCGAUACUGAAGAAUGGACGGAUGAGGAAGCUGAGCCUGAGGAGGGAGGAGCAGAGAGAGGAGGAGGAAGUGGUAAUACUAGUAAUACAUCAGGAGCAGGAACAGCCACAGGUAAUCAGUCCCAACCCCAACAACACCAGGCCCAAGCCCAGACCCAGUCUCAGCAGCAGGUGAAUGGUGAGCCCAGGCGACGGCGCUGCAGCCCAUCCCAGCCAGCAGACGCGGAAGCCCCGGCCACCUCCAGCAGCGCCAGCCAGCCUGGGGCCACAGCUGGAUCAGCCCCUGACACCACCUCAGUGGACACUGGCUCAACAGCAGCCGGGGAGAAGGUGGACCUGCGGGACCCCGAAGCAGAACACCAGAAGGAGCUGGAUGGUGUCUACAACCUGUUCUUCGUUAACAACAACUGGUAUUUCUUCCUGCGGCUGCACCAGACUCUUUGCUUGCGCCUCCUGCGGGUGUACCGGCAAGCGGAGCGACAGCUGCUGGAGCACAGGGCUGAGCAGAGCAGGGAGAGAAUGCUGAUGGCGGAGGGACGGCGGGACAAGGCUUGUGACUUGGCCAUGGAGUUACGCCUCAAACAGCCAAGUGAGGUGGAGCUGGAGGAGUACUAUCCAGCCUUUCUAGAUAUGGUUCGUAGCCUGCUGGAUGGCAACCUGGAGUCCACACAGUAUGAGGACACACUGAGAGAAAUGUUCACCAUCCAUGCCUACAUAGGCUUCACUAUAGACAAGCUCAUCCACAACAUCAUCCGACAGCUGCAGCAUCUUGUGAGCGAUGAGGUGUGUCUGCAGGUGACUGAUCUGUACCUGGCUGAAAGGAAGAGGGGGGCGGCUGGGGGUAACCUGUCUUCCCAAUGUGUUAGAGCAGCCUGGGAGACCAGCUACCAGUGGAAGUCUGAGAGGGUGAUGGCAGAGGAGAACUGCUUCAAGGUUAUGUUUAUUCAGAAUAAGGGUAAUGUCACAAUGACCAUCGAGUUGCUGGACACCGAGGAGGCCCAGGCCGAUGACCCAUUAGAUGUACAGUGUCUGUCCAGUUACAUGGAACAGUUUGUUGGAACCGAGUCAAGUCUUUGUUCUCAGGCGGAGGGCUAUUUCUUCAAGCCUGUGUUUCUGCCCAGGAACCUGCGUCGUUUCCGCCGCUGGCAGGUGCGACAGGUGGAGGCCAUGCGCUGCAGGAGAGAGUGGCACCGACAGCUGGGUGUGGAGAAUGCCGGCAGCCUGGACUGUCACUUCAAACUGAACACGCACAAGAUGGUGUUUGUCAUGAACUCCGAGGACUAUAUGUACCGUCGAGGGGCCCUUGUCAAGGCCAGGAAGUCCCAGCACAGAGUGGCUGUGAGCCAGCAUGAGCGCUUCGACAAGUGGCAUCAGGGGUGGCUGGCUGAUCAUGUGACUGCGUCGGCUGAGCGCUCGGUGCAAGAUUGGCUGAUGGGUGACGAGGACGAGGACAUGAUUCCUUGCAAGACCACCUGUCUGUCCACAGAGGUGAAAGGGCAAAUGGUUAACAGAUACCAAGUUCAUUACAGUGGUAGCAAACCCCCUGCCUCGCCUUAGAGGAUUGGAUAGAGACGGACAUGUGUACACACACACAUACACACAUGCACGCACAGACACACACACACAAAAGCAGAUUAAUGCAUGAAUAUAGAGGGCAUACACUCUUACACUACAUACAGACAUAACAUUCAAAGGCUGCAUUUCCAGUUCUCUACCUACCUCCACAAAGUGUUCACUCAUUCACUCCUUCUCAUGGAUUGCCGAAGGAAAGAACUUGUGUUCAGUCACAUGGUAAAGACUCCAGAGUAAUUGGACAACAUCAUAGCAGCCCAUAUUUGUGUCUGAGAGAGUCGAGUCGGUGAAUGAGCGCACAGUGCGAGGAGAACAUUGGAGAAUGGGACAGAGAGGGAUGGCGAGAUGCUGAACGUCGGUCAGCUCAUCUAACUAAUAUUGGGGCUAGACUCUUGCCCUCCGUGCAAAAGGUUGGACAUGGCACACAGGAGCUCUUCAUCAACCUAAGCGUUAACACCAUCAUCCUCGCUUCUCUGGUGGCAGUUGGCACUGCAAAGCUGAUCAGACUGAUGGACUGACACAGUCGGUCAGUCGGGAGAUUAUGAAAUCACAGUUUGUUUCAGAAAUGUGAAUGUUUGUUUUUGUUUGUGUAUUUUUUCUUCCUUUUUUUAAGUCCAUUGUAGGUUUUAGCUUCUAAAGCCAGAGAGCCUGUUGCUUGUUGGUCGGUUGGUUUAUGUGUGUUUAUACAGAGAGAUAAAUGUGUGUAUGUAUGUGUGUCCCGAUCCCUUCACAUUGUCUGUUUGUAUGCACAGUACAGGCUCUACAGCUCUAGUACCUGUGUUUAUUACUGUAUGUGCAUAUAUACAACAGUGACUGUAUUUUAUAUAUGCAUUUACAUGAGUAUGUUAAUUGAUGCAUCUGAAAAUCACGAUUCUUUACAGUGUUUGCUGUCAGCCAACUCAAUGUUUUCAAUUUGGUCAUCUAUUUUUCCCCCUCCCCUUUUUGUGUUGUAGCUUAUCUAAACAAGUUAUCACUAGAGUGACGACGAGUCCUUAAAUUUGAUUGGUUUAAUGUUAUGAGGCCACAAAAAUUUAUCAUUCAUGAUUUCACCAAAUGUUUACUUUCCAAUGUUGUCAUUUUUUGCAUACUGACAUUGAAAGACAAAAUAUCAGUGUUAAAAAAGAAUGUAUAACAUUUAUCCUGUAUCAGUUAUCAUGAAAUAAACAACCUAGU
Lampris incognitus (smalleye Pacific opah) is the source of this 4974-nucleotide messenger RNA. It is a transcript of the gene sin3b, whose product is annotated as SIN3 transcription regulator family member B. The transcript has 19 exons. Gene Ontology annotation, biological process: negative regulation of transcription by RNA polymerase II. The record is from RefSeq and is a predicted model, not a curated record. Gene Ontology annotation, molecular function: transcription corepressor activity. NCBI's taxonomy places the organism in Eukaryota, Metazoa, Chordata, Actinopteri, Lampriformes, Lampridae. Bases 1 to 3786 code for a protein of 1261 amino acids. Gene Ontology annotation, cellular component: chromatin.